This is a messenger RNA of Didymosphaeria variabile, 2718 nucleotides long. RefSeq lists its product as uncharacterized. The transcript is spliced from 2 exons. Lineage: Eukaryota; Fungi; Ascomycota; Dothideomycetes; Pleosporales; Didymosphaeriaceae. The record is from RefSeq and is a predicted model, not a curated record. Bases 1 to 2718 code for a protein of 905 amino acids.
AUGGGACCGUCCAAGUGGCUCGCGAAACGUAAACGGAGUCCGCCCCGACCUGUCAAAAACGGCGGGGACGGCGCAUCUGCAACCCCUCUGCCGAACGAUGAACAACUGUCAUCACUUCCCAACAUGCCGAAGGCUCUACCCGCUGUGGGGCUAGCAGCUUGCGCCCUGCAGCUCGUCGACUUUGCGACCAAGAUCCUCAUCAGUGGUCACGAGUUUUACCAACCGAGAGUUGGCUCAGGCGUCGACAAUGCCCACCUUUUACGUGCGGUAACGCACGAGCUCUAUCGACUAACCGAAGCGCUCAACAAGCGCAGGUCAAAGAAGAUAUACAACGAGAAAAGGAGUGGGAAGUUGGAAGAUGCGACGCAGCUGCUGCUGAGGCUCAGCGAAUCCACCCAAGAAGUCAUAGUUCAAUUGAUUGACGGCCUCAACCAAGCGCAAGCGAAAUGUGUAGGAGGCGAAUCGACAUGGACGAAUCUCCGGGAGCCAUUGAUGACAGUAUGGACCAAGGGGGCGAUCACGACCCAGAAGAAGAAGCUGCAAUUGCAGCGGAAAGAGAUAGACAUGGCGCUGCUGCGCGCAUUGAAGGCUUACAUUGACCAAUCAUCCGAGAAAGGGCUUUCCAUGAUCAGCUUGGAACACACGCAAGCGUACCACCAGGAAGCAUGGCAGCACGAGGCUAUAGAAGCCAUCAGCACCAACGAUUGGAAGGCAAAAAACAAAAAGCACGUCGAGGAAUUUGCGAAGCUCGUGGACAACUUGGUUCUCGCUGAAAUUGAAGCGCGCUUUCGAGAUCUGACCUUUGCGAACCUGCAUUUUCCGGAACAGGAUGACCGGUUGCACAGCAUCAGCAAACCCAAUGAAGACAGUUUCCAGUGGAUAUGGAACUCACGACAGCAAGGGAAAGGAAGUUUCCCAGUUUGGCUAGGAGACACGAGUGGCCAGAAUGUCUUCUGGCUGACAGGUACGCGAAGUUCAUACCACGAAGACGAACGUCAGCUGAUUCGCGAGACAGGAAAGCCAGGCUCUGGCAAAAGCACGCUGAUGAAAUAUCUCUUCCGAAACGAAGAACUAUUUCCAUUUCUAGAGCGAUGGUCAGGCCACUCACCAGGUAUACUGACGGGUUUCUUCCUGUGGAACUGCGGCACAGAUCUGCAGAAGACCACCAUGGGUCUACUGCGCACGCUACUCUACGAAGCUCUCCAGGACAUGAUAUUCGGUCCUCUAGACGAAGAUCCAAGCAUCGUGCAACGCAUUUUUGCGGAACGUUGGAAACAGUUCUCUUCGUACGGCGGCGGCAUUCACAAGUUCAGCCUCUCCGAGCUGCGAACCGCGUUUGACCUUAUGCUUUCCGACACGACUAAAAAGUUCCUGCUUAUGAUUGAUGGCCUCGAUGAAUUGGACGAUGACCCUACCAACGCGCUCACUGUUCUGAUCAGUGCCUCCAACCGUGAGAAUGUCAAAGUCUGCAUAUCCAGUCGUCCCUCGGUGAUCUACCAAGCAACAUUCAAGGACUGGCCUAGCUUGGAACUCAACAAAUGGACGAGGAAGGGGAUUCAGGACUACGUCUUGUAUGCAUUCGAUCAGAAUGACACCAUGUUCAACAUCCCUGCUGAAAAGUCAGACGGUACCGAGGAACGUGCCAUCAUCAACACACUCAUUGAUAAAGCAUCGGGCGUAUUCUUGUGGGCGUCUUUGGCUACCGAAUUCCUGAUUCAGAGCACCAAGGAGUCAGACGAUGUCUCCACAAUCAAAUGGCGGGUCAAUGCUCUACCACAAGAGCUUGAGGCAUUGUUGAUAUACAUGUUCGACAACCUCGACGCCCAGCAUUUCGCCCAGGCCGCACGCCUCUUCCGUCUCGUAGAUGCCCACGGGUACCCCUCUCUCCUUCCCCUCACCAGCGCCGUCGAUACCGACACGCGGUCCGCUCUUGAAGCAGACACGCGCCCGCUGACGGUCGGCGAAGUCCUCACACGCACCGAAAAGAUGCGCAACGUCCUCGUCUUCAAAUGCAAAAAUCUGGUCUCCAUCUUCGAAGCUGUCCCCGCCGACUCGCCACGCACAUCCGUUGAAGUCGCCAAUUUCGCGCACUACAAAGUAAACUACGCGCACCGCUGUAUCCGCGACUUCCUCCGCAGCUACGAGAUGCGCUCGCGAAUAGCAACAGCGACGAAUUACGAGGCCUUCGUCGAGGACGAGUACUGGGCAAAUGCGCACCUAUGGUCGCUCAAGACGCUACAGCCCCGCGACGGAAAGCUACUGAUCUGGGAUACGCUCGCGGAUUGCAUCGAGCAUGCGCUCCGCCUGGAAAGCAACGACGGACGCGUCCGCCUCACCUAUCUCGACGAAGUCAAUGCCACAUUGGCGGAGCACCUCAUCAACCCCGCGACUCCCGUCCAGAGCAUGGAUCUCCCGCCCGGCGCAAUGGUGAACUCUUUCGGCGACAUCUCCGUCUUACUAAAUCUCGGAAAUUACCUGACCAUCAAGGCGCGUUCGGCGGACAAGAAGGACUUGAGACACGCGAUAGAGUACGCCAAAGACGUGCGCAAGAGACUGGAUGCAGGCGGCUUAGAUAUGUUCCUGGGUAAGAGAGGCAAGCUUAGGGAAUCCUACGAGAAGGUUGACACGGAUCUGGCGAGUUUGCUUGAGUAUCAUACGAAAAGCUCGUUGAAGCUGGGCAGCCCGAAGAUCACGAGGGAUAUGCCGGAAUGGGUGUAG